AGUCAGUGCUUUAUGAUCGGUUAGGAUUGCUAGCAGAAGAUGAACGUGAAACUACUGAAAGGCAAGAUGCUUUUACUAGUAGAUCGUUUGGUGUCCGCGGUAGCGAUGAAAUAGAUGAUGAAACUGCUGCUUUGCCCUGCAAUGAUUGCAUACCACAAGAAAGGGUAUUUGUUUGCAACAGAUCAAAUCCAAUAAUGAAGAUUGGUAGUUUGUACAAGGAUAUGAAAGAAUUCAGGCUGGCUAUGAGGCAAUAUGCGAUCAGUAAUGAGUUCGAGUUAGGAAUUGAGUCAAGCUCACCUUUCAGAUAUAGAGCUUACUGCAAAGGAGGUGAUUGUCCAUGGAGAAUCAAUGCAAGGCUACAGAAUGCCGGGUCUCCCACAGUAGUGGUUACAGUAAUCGUGGAUCAGCACACAUGCACAUCAAGUGGUCGUCGAAAAACAACAACACCCACGAGCUCAUGGGUUGCAUCCCUAGCACUUCCAAUCCUAACGAAGAAACCACAUAUGGGAGCAAAAGAAUUGCAAACUACCUUGCAAGAGCAACACAAUUGCACAAUUUCUUAUGAUACAGUGUGGAAAGGUAAAGAGAAGGCCCUUAGAGAGUUGUAUGGAACCUGGGAGGAUAGCUUCAAGUUACUAUUUAGAUGGAGAGAAGCUGUUUUGGAGGUUAUGCCAGAUGAAAGGGAAAUAGGAUAA
Messenger RNA from Zea mays, 695 nucleotides. RefSeq lists its product as uncharacterized. The coding region runs from base 195 to 695 and encodes 166 amino acids. The transcript has 3 exons. The record is from RefSeq and is a predicted model, not a curated record. NCBI's taxonomy places the organism in Eukaryota, Viridiplantae, Streptophyta, Magnoliopsida, Poales, Poaceae.